AUGUCACAGAAAUUAUGCACAUUGAAUUUUACUCUUAGUGGAAAACAGGACGGUUUGACCAUCAGAGAUGUCCAGCUUUGGGGUAACCAGCCCGUGGUCAGUAAAUCAAUUCCAGAGUGGAGGGGACAAUUUGUCCGAUAUGUUGAUCUUGGAAAGCUCCCUUUGUGGAUUCGCUUCAAAGAUAUGAACACCUGUAGAUGUUAUAGUACUAGUGCAACCACACAGGCGUAUUUCAAAACAAAAUUAAGAAAUGCAAGUAGAGGGAUUGUCAUUGAACUCACCGACAGGAAUGAUCAGCGGUCACAGGAGUCUGUAUAUUUAGUCAUAUACCGAGAGAAUGCAGAAUUAAACUGCUUCCAGAUUGACCUAACAAUGAAACAUGAGUUUGAUAACCAAGUUUCGAAAUUGAAACAAGAGAUUGGCAAAACAAGGGCGUCCGUGUCGAAAGAAGGUAGUAUUGAUAUAAUUAUACAGCAAUCUCAACAAAGAAAGAUUGGAACGAAAACUAAAGUGUAUCGCAACGUCCACAUUAACGAUAAGCGCCUCCUGUUCAGUGAAACAUUAUCCAAGCUGAUUUUAGGUGGCCUUCGACUUCGAGGCAUUCCUAAUUCCACUGCAGACUUUCAAAAGUUAUACAAGACAACAUUUGAUGCGGCUGAAUUCACACACAGAGAUGAAUUAAAGCGCAUUUCGAUGGGAUCAGGUGAAGACGUCUCAUUCGAGUCAUUGCAGGAGACGGUGGAAACCUUGCUGAAGCUGUUUACCAAAUCAUGA
Saccharomyces kudriavzevii IFO 1802 is the source of this 774-nucleotide messenger RNA. RefSeq names its product Sld7p (gene SLD7). The transcript has a single exon. The coding region runs from base 1 to 774 and encodes 257 amino acids. Gene Ontology annotation, biological process: regulation of DNA-templated DNA replication initiation. The record is from RefSeq and is a predicted model, not a curated record. Lineage: Eukaryota; Fungi; Ascomycota; Saccharomycetes; Saccharomycetales; Saccharomycetaceae.